AUGUCGGGGUGCAGCUCGCUCCCACCUGAAGUCGCCUGUGACGUUCGGGCCCGCGGCCCGCGCGAGUGGAACGCGGGGUCGGGCCUGUUGCAGAAAGUGGCCGCUGGUGUCGGUCGCCGAGGCAGCCCCGAGCCCCGCCGGGGACACCCCGGACAGGCCGGGAGACCGGUCCGGCCUCGGGCGGGCUGGGGCCGCGGGCUCGCCGCCGGGGUCCGGCAGUUACGUAAUCGGGCUGGAGGCGGGGGCGCUCGGGCCGCGGGCGGGGGCGGCGCUCGCCUGCUGCUGCUGUGGCUCGAGGAAACCGAGAAAGUGGAGCAUUUCGGGGCUCAGGCCCUUGAUGAGCCUCCCUAUUUGACAGUGGGGACAGAUGUGAGUGCUAAAUACCGAGGAGCCUUUUGUGAAGCCAAGAUCAAGACAGCAAAACGACUUGUCAAAGUCAAGGUAACAUUUAGACAUGAUUCUUCAACAGUGGAAGUUCAGGACGACCACAUAAAGGGCCCGCUAAAGGUUGGAGCUAUUGUAGAAGUGAAGAAUCUUGAUGGUGCAUAUCAGGAAGCUGUUAUCAAUAAAUUAACCGAUGCCAGUUGGUACACUGUAGUGUUUGAUGAUGGGGACGAGAAGACGCUGCGGCGGUCCUCUCUGUGCCUGAAGGGGGAGAGGCACUUCGCUGAGAGUGAGACAUUAGACCAGCUCCCACUCACCAACCCUGAACAUUUUGGCACUCCAGUCAUAGGAAAGAAAACAAAUAGAGGAAGAAGAUCUAAUCAUAUACCAGAGGAAGAGUCUUCUUCAUCCUCCAGUGAUGAAGAUGAGGAUGAUAGGAAACAGACUGAUGAGCUCCUGGGAAAAGUUGUAUGUGUGGAUUAUGUUAGUUUGGAUAAAAAGAAAGCACUGUGGUUUCCUGCAUUGGUGGUUUGUCCUGAUUGUAGUGAUGAAAUUGCUGUGAAAAAAGACAAUAUUCUCGUUCGAUCUUUCAAAGAUGGCAAAUUUACUUCAGUACCAAGGAAAGAUGUUCAUGAAAUUACAAGUGACACCACACCAAAGUCUGACAGUGUAUUAAAACAAGCCUUUGAUCAGGCUCUUGAAUUUCACAAAAGUAAAACUAUUCCUGCUAACUGGAAGACUGAGUUAAAAGAAGAUAGUUCUAGCAGUGAAGCAGAGGAAGAAGAGGAAGAAGAAGAUGAUGAAAAAGAAAAGGAGGAUAAUAGCAGUGAAGAGGAGGAAGAAAUAGAACCAUUUCCAGAAGAAAGGGAGAACUUUCUUCAGCAGUUGUAUAAAUUUAUGGAAGAUAGAGGCACACCAAUAAACAAACGGCCUGUGCUUGGCUAUCGGAAUUUGAAUCUCUUCAAGUUAUUCAGACUUGUACACAAACUUGGAGGAUUUGAUAAUAUUGAAAGUGGAGCCGUGUGGAAACAAGUCUACCAGGACCUGGGCAUCCCUGUCUUAAACUCAGCUGCGGGGUAUAACGUCAAGUGUGCUUACAAAAAAUACUUGUAUGGUUUUGAGGAGUACUGUAGGUCAGCUAACAUUGAAUUUCAAAUGGCAUUGCCAGAGAAGAUUGUUAACAAGCCAUGUAAGGAAUGUGAAAAUGCAAAGGAAGUAAAAGUUAAGGAAGAGAAUGAACCAGAGAUCAAAGACAUAAAGGUAGAAGAGGAGGAAGACAGAGUACCAAAAGAAGAAAUGCCUCCUGAGGAUGCUACUGAAAGGAAGGAAAAUAUCAGACCCUCCCUGGGAAGUAAAAAGAACUUAUUAGAAUCUAUACCUGCACAAUCUGAUCAGGAAAAAGAAGUUAACGUCAAAACAACAGAAGAAAAUGAAAAUUUGGAAGAUAAAGACGAUGAGACAACCGAGGUAGAUGAGUCCCUCAGCAUAAAGGUAGAAGCUGAAGAAGAAAAAGCAAAAUCUGGAGAUGAAACGAAUAAAGAGGAAGAGGAAGAUGAUGAAGAAGCAGAAGAGGAGGAGGAGGAGGCGGAAGAGGAGGAAGAUGAGGACGCCGGCGAGGAAGCGGCGUUUGAGUGCUACCCACCGGGCGUGCGAGUCCAAGUGCGGUAUGGACGAGGGAAAGCUCAGAAAGUGUAUGAAGCUAGUAUUAAGGAUUCUGAUGUCGAAGGUGGAGAGGUGCUGUACUUGGUGCAUUACUGCGGAUGGAAUGUGAGAUAUGAUGAAUGGAUUAAAGCAGAUAAAAUAGUAAGACCUGCUGAUAAGAAUGUGCCAAAAAUAAAACAUCGAAAGAAAAUAAAGAAUAAAUUGGACAAAGAAAAAGACAAAGAUGAAAAAUACUCUCCUAAAAAUUGUAAACUUCGGCGCUUAUCAAAACCACCAUUUCAGACAAAUUCAUCUCCUGAGAUGGUCUCCAAACUGGAUCUUACUGAUGCCAAAAACUCUGAUACAGCUCACAUUAAAUCCAUAGAAAUUACUUCUAUCCUUAAUGGACUUCAAGCUUCUGAGAGUUCUGCUGAAGACAGUGAACCAGAGGAGGAGACAGGUGCUCAGGACAUAGAUAAUAAUGGCAAAGAGGACAUUAAAAUUGAUCAUUUGACCCACCCCAGAAAUGAUCUUAUUGCAAAAGAGGAACAGAACAGUUCAUCUUUGCUAGAAGAAAACAGAGUCCAUGCAGACUUGGUAAUAUCUAAAGCAGUGUCCAAAUCUCCUGAAAGAUUAAGAAAAGACAUAGAAGGAUUAUCUGAAGAUACUGAUUAUGAAGAAGAAGAUGAAGUCACAAAAAAGAGAAAGGACAGCAGAAAGGACAUUGCAGAUAAACCUUCAAAACCACCGGUGAAGCGCGGGAAAAGAAGGUAUUGCAGUACUGAGGAGUGCCUGAAGGCUGGAUCGCCUGGCAAAAAAGAAGAGAAGGCCAAAAACAAAGAGUCACUUUGCGUAGAAAACAGCAGCAACAGCUCUUCAGAUGAAGACGAAGAAGAAAAAGCAAAGGCAAAGGUUACACCAACUAAGAAAUACAAUGGUUUGGACGAAAAGAGAAAAUCUCUCCGGACAACUGGCUUCUAUUCAGGAUUUUCAGAAGUUGCAGAGAAAAGGAUAAAACUCUUAAGUAACUCUGAUGAAAGACUUCAGAAUAGCAGAGCUAAAGAUCGCAAAGACGUCUGGUCGAGUAUUCAGGGUCAGUGGCCCAAGAAAACACUGAAGGAGCUUUUUUCAGACUCUGACACUGAGGCUGCCGCUUCUCCACCUCAUCCUGCCCCAGAAGAAGGCCCAGUGGAGGGGUCGCUGCAGACCGUGGCCGAGGAGGAGAGUGGCUCACCCGGCCCGGAGCUAGAGCCCAUGCCUACAGUCGGGCCCGAGAGCAAAGCCACUGACGAAAAGCCAGCGGAGGCCGGUGACAAGAAAGCGGACUUCCCGAGUAGCGGCAGCAACUCGGUGCUGAACACCCCGCCCACGACCCCCGAAUCGCCUUCCUCGGUCACUGUAACCGAAGCCCCUCGGCCGCAGUCUUCUGCAGCGACGUCGGAACCCCUGGCUGCCAACCAAGAAGAGGUUCGGAGCAUCAAGAGCGAAACCGAUAGCACCAUCGAGGUGGACAGCGUUGCCGGGGAGCUCCAAGACCUCCCGUCUGACGGGAACAGCUCACCGGCAGGCUUCGAGGCGAGCGUGAGCCCCGGCAGUGGUAACCAGCCAGAGCCCGAGCAGCCUGGGAAAGGUCAGAAAAGAGCAAAAGAAGUUCAGGGAGCAGGAAGUUCAUCAAAAAAGCAGAAGCGAAGCCAUAAAGCAACAGUGGUAAACAACAAAAAAAAGGGAAAAGGCACAAACAGUAGUGAUAGUGAAGAACUUUCUGCUGGUGAAAGUGUGACUAAGACUCAGCCAGUCAAGUCCGUUUCCACUGCUGUGAAAUCUCAUAACGCCAAGUCCCCAGCAAGGACACAGUCACCAGGAAAGUGCGGGAAGAAUGGCGACCGCGACCUGGACCUCAAGGAGCCUGGUGGCCGGUUGCCCAAAGUUUACAAGUGGAGCUUUCAGAUGUCGGACCUGGAAAAUAUGACAAGUGCUGAACGCAUCACAGUUCUUCAAGAAAAGCUACAAGAAAUCAGAAAACACUAUCUGUCAUUAAAAUCUGAAGUAGCUUCCAUUGAUAGAAGAAGAAAGCGUUUAAAGAAGAAAGAGAGAGAAAGUGCUGCUACUUCCUCGUCGUCCUCUUCACCCUCGUCCAGUUCCAUAACAGCUGCUGUUAUGUUGACGUUAGCUGAGCCUUCGAUGUCCAGCGCACCACAGAGCGGAGUGUCCGUCGAGUGCAGGUGACAGCAGGACCCGCCAGAGCACUUUGCACUUACGGCUGUUGGUGGCUACGUCUUUUUUAUACUGCACAGUGGCACAAAAAAAUCAGACAAGCACUAUUUUAUAUUUAAAAAUUGUUUCUUGACAAGCUGACUUGGCACUUAAGUGCACUUUUUUUUAAUGAAGAAAAAGUACAAUGAACUGCUUUUCCUCAAGCAAUAAUUGUUUCCAACUUGUCUGGGAAUUGUGUGUCUGGUAACUUGAAGGCCUCCCACUGUGGCAGGGGCGCGCUCUGCCCGGAGACAGUACAGUAGCAUCGGCGCUGGGUGGCAGAACACGGCAAGGUGACUUACUGUACAUGUACCCCUUGUAUUUUGUUAAAGCUGGAACAUUUGAUAUUUUUCCAUUUAUUUAUGAAAAAAUAUGAACCUAUUUUCAUUUGUACAAGCUAAUUGUUUUUUAAAGCAAGUCACCUUAGGGUGGCUUUAAUUGUAUAAGUCAAGCACAUGCAACAAAUUCAAAACCUGCAGUUGACAGGAUACUAGACACCGGUCCUGGUAACCAAAUAGUACAGAUUCUCUUUAGAAAAGACUGAACAUGUUUACAGGUUUGAAUUAGGCUGCCCGAUCUUGCAGUGGCUUUUCAUGCCCCUUCAAAUUGGAAAGGAACUACUGUACUUUGCCAUUUUUCUAUAAAUCAGUAUUUUUUUUUAAUUUUGAUAUAAUACAUUGUGUGAAAAAAGAAAAUGGCUAAUAAACUGUAUCAAAUCUUAAACAAUGUAUAAAUAUUGUACUUAGCCAGCUCAAAGUGUAUAUUUAUUCAUAAUGAAUUAUAACAGUUAUAUUUUUGUGUUUUCUUGUAAAUGUUUCUUUUCCCUUAACUCCAGAUAAUUCCUUUGUACCGCUUAUGUUAUUCCGCGCCUGGACGCCAGGACGCUGACGGCAGCGAGCGAGCCGCCCGAGGCAGGCCGCGGUGGGUCGGGGCUGACUCCGAGGGCUGCUGCCAGUAGCCCGCUGCCGGAGCGGCCGCCCAGUCCAUGCCUUGUGUAAAACCCGGAUGAGCACAGAGUUGUUUUCACUCGUGUUGACUUUCCGUUGUGCGACUCCAGCCUCUGUUUGUUCAGCCCUUGUGUCCAGCGCUGCUCCUCUGUGAGACAUUUGUGUAUCGCGGUGUGUUCGCUCGGCUGUCCGAUGCCUGGCACUGUUGACACACAGUACUCUGCUGUACAGACUGUGUGACUGUUUUAACUGUAGCUCUGUGUACUUUCUUUGGAUGGGGCUAGCAUGUUCUGUUUGUUUUCUGGCAGUAUGACAUGUGAGAAUUUCCAAGCGUUUUGUUGUAGAUGCUGACAUGUCAGAAUCCUUUACAUUCGACUUUUCUAAGAAAAACAUUUUCAGUCUUGUAGUGUGUGCUUACAGUAACUGAUUUUGUUGAAAAUGGUUUCAAGUUAUUAAAAUUUGUACAGGACUGUAAAGAUUUGUUGACAACAAAACGUUGAAGAAAAGCUUAUAGAAUAAAAGCUAUAAAGUAUAUAUUAGGAUCUGCAAACAGUGAAGAAUUAUGUAAUAUAUUGUACAAAUGUAAGCAAAGGCUCUGAAAUAAAAUGCCAUAGUUUGUGAA
Molecule: messenger RNA, 5847 nt
Organism: Condylura cristata (star-nosed mole)
Lineage: Eukaryota; Metazoa; Chordata; Mammalia; Eulipotyphla; Talpidae
Gene: ARID4B
Product: AT rich interactive domain 4B (RBP1-like)
Exons: 23
Coding region: 1-4251 (1416 amino acids)
Biological process (GO): regulation of transcription by RNA polymerase II
Cellular component (GO): nucleus
Molecular function (GO): transcription cis-regulatory region binding
Source: RefSeq, a predicted model, not a curated record